GCUGAUUAAGGUUUUUGAGGUUUUGUUUCAGAUGUCGAUGAAUUUUUUGCAUUUACAUAAUUAUUUAUGUUUAUUAUAAUAAGCUACUAGUCGUGUUGCUGAGGUAUUCUAUUAGAAGUAAUAGUAAUUAGUGAUAUUAGGGAUCAAUUAAUCAUGGGAAUUAUUCGGUUUGCAGUGAAAUCCAGUUUAGCUGGUGGAUUUGUUUAUUACAGUGUCCAGGAGGGUUUGUGGUCCUCAGCUGAGGACAGCAUCGAAUUCUACCAGAGGAUUUAUAAUAAGAUUACACCUUAUGUUAAGGAGUAUGUCAGUCCAGAAAUUACUACUGGGAUAGCAACAGUACCAAGUGCAACAGUAAUGAUCGGUUGUACCCGAGGGGUAUGGAACAAGGGUGUGAAAACAAGCUUCAAAUUCCUAUCUGAAUUGCCAACCCACAUGUCAAAUGGCAUUGACUCGCUAAUGUCAUUGCCAGCUAUCAAAGGCUCGGUCGAGAGCAUAAAAGGAGGAGAUCAAGGACCAGCACAGGCUAAAUCCCCAUGAGAACAUGUUCAUGUACUGUAAAUUAUAGUUUUUUCCUACUUCCAAAGAGGUGAGAAACCAUAGGAACUAGUCAAUCGAAAUGGAAUGUUCGGAAUCUUGAACAUUUUUUUCGAUUGAACGUCGGUUUUGUGGGUUAUCGGCCACUACUGGUGAUUAGGAAGUGAAAUUGUCAAUAGUGUUUGUAAAUUAAUGAGGUGAAAUAAAUCAUGUCUAUGAGAACAACA
Molecule: messenger RNA, 761 nt
Organism: Diachasma alloeum
Lineage: Eukaryota; Metazoa; Arthropoda; Insecta; Hymenoptera; Braconidae
Gene: QIL1
Product: MICOS complex subunit MIC13 homolog QIL1
Exons: 3
Coding region: 154-537 (127 amino acids)
Biological process (GO): cristae formation
Cellular component (GO): MICOS complex; mitochondrial crista junction
Source: RefSeq, a predicted model, not a curated record